CAACAGGGGGAGCUGUCGUCAAGACAGCUCCUUCAGCGUUCUGUUGACUGUCGGUUAGUCACAAGGGAGGGUCAGCCCGGCCCUUAUGGGGGUCCGGACAGUAUUUUGCUAUGUUGCCCUCUUUGCCACACGCCCAGCAGAUAGGAGGUUGAGUGCUAGAUUGUUUUGGCUGACCAAGGCCAGGCAGGCCGUUUGGGUUAUAACCGAGAGCACCAUGCCGAUAGCCUCUUCUGCUUUUGCCACGGAAGUUUCCACGACCGCGCCUCAUCUGAACCGGCCCUGGUGACAACGAUGACAGAGGUGUGGACAGAGCAGUUGUGGGGACAGAAAGCCACAUAAGCAGAAGUGUGAGGUCCUGUCCUGGUCAGCGAGACGCAGCUGCAGAGAAAACAACGCCCUGCAACGGCAAUGUGUCAGCGACGCGAUGUGUCACUCUUCGUCAAGUAGCUGACUCCACACUUCACGCCCUCAAGAUCUUGCGCUAAGCGCGCCCCUGGUUCCUGCUCUGAUGGUCGCUUGAACACAUUGAACUUGCUGAACUCUGUUUGCUCCUUUCUAUUUCGCCAUAUCACAAGUGCAUCAUCUGCCGUUUUUGUUUCUUACCUAAGCAGAAACCCUUGCGCUUCCCCUUUCCCUAACGGUUUCUGCUAUGCUUGUAGGCAGGGUCAUCCCCAAAUAAAAAGAGCAAGAGUGCGGACAGACUUGAGUGUAGCUGGGCAUUGUAAGCUGUCUGUACUGCACUCCUUGCGCAAGUUACGACUCAAUAUUCUGCCUCACUUGUGGUCUGUCCGUUGGUGCGUUUCUCUUAAAAUUAUUCACUCUGUCUGUAAAACCUAACAGAAAUUGGGGGCUCGUCCGGGAUUUCUAUAUGUCCUUGCGGCUCCGGCGGGACUCCUCGACGCAGGAAAAAAUCCUUGGCCAAGGUAAACAAAAGCCCUUUGACGGGACUGCCUCGAGCGGUUCGGCUGGACGCCGGGAGGACUGCCGAAAUCACCCGAGGAAAAGAACCAGCGGACUGUGAGUAGGAAUAUUGAUUCUACUAAAAGGAAUGAAUGAGCGGUGACAAGAGGUCACUUAAAGUGAAAAAGUGACGAGAAGUCACUAAAACCUUGGGAAUUCUAGACCCUGUCAAGUAAAAUAGGAACAGUUAAAUUCCGCGGGGCGGUGCGGAGCCCCCUAACUAAUUGUUAGUUAAACCUAGCGAUUAAUUGUUAGUUAAAUUCCGCAAGGAGGGGCGGACUCCUCUGUUAUUCCUAAAAGUGGUGAAAAACGCGCGUGGUGUGUUUGUGUACGGUUUGACUGAGAGUGAUCUCAUUUGAGCUCUCCUCUAUAUAAAAACACAGGAUUGUAAACAGUGGCUUUGUGUGAGGUGCAGAGGCUGAGAACUCUCCGCUUCCCUGCGGGGAAGGUGAAAGGAGACUUACUCCACAUCGAAUAUUUAACCACUGUCCUGUGAAUAAAGUUGGCCUUAGGACACUGUAGGUGCCGUUCGAACAGCCAACCCCGAAAUUUAGAAAAUAAAAAACCAUGGGAAAUUUAAACAGCAAGCGAAACCCUUUACCCCGAGAUAAAUUAAAAUGCAAAGAUUGGAAAUUAAUGGAAUGGGUCGACCCUAAAAAUGUGAAAUAUCUCGAUAAAUGGAUAACAAAUUAUAACUUCGAUGGUCAAUUGAGUGCGAACUCAUUAAACAAACUCAAACAAUCGAUUAUUGCCAAACAUGGUGCAAAUAAAAAGAAUAAAGAUGGGUAUCAUUUAAUAGUGAAAUGGGAAUUGGAAGCAGAAAAAAGAAAAUGUGGACAAAUAAAAGAAAAAUUGAAGAACAAAGGGAGCGAAGAAAAAUCCGUCUCCAAAGAGAGCCUGUUAUUACAUAGACAAGAAGAUGAUGAAACCUCAGCGGCGCGGCCUCGCUUGAGAGCCGUGCCCGAGGAGGGGGUGGAUUCAGAUGAAAAAGAUGAACAAAUUGUUAGAGGAGGUGUUGCGGAGUGCAGGCAAUUGUACCCACAAUUGCCUAGCGCGGACGACCCUCCUAAAUAUAGUGAUUUUGCUCACGCCAUGAUUACGCGGAGCCGCGUAAAAACGGAAGCUCCCUCGGCUCCCGUGGUGGGCUGCGACCCAAACUAUAUAGGCGCAGGAGUAGCCGACGCCUACCCAAUGAUCCAAGUGGCAAACCCCCAUGAUGGCGGAGGGCCCACUAUUUUAGUCUACAGAACGUGGACACAAGCUGAUGUAAAAUCAGCCACUGAGGGAAUAGCAUUGCCAUCUGAAGAUGUUGAGCAAUAUUGUACCGACAUGAUGCAACUCAUUGCUUCUUAUAAUUUAAGAGGAGAUGAGGUGCAACAAGUUUUUAUGGCAACCUUGACCAAAGAUUGGGCCAGUGUCAAGGGCGAUUGGAAUCCUUUUGAUAUAAAUGGCCGUCCAUUGGAAUAUAAUGGACUGCCGUUAAAACAUCAAAUUGAACAACUUUUGGGUAGAAUAAAAACUAAAUUUCAACGUAGAGCAAAUUAUACAGAUAUUGGCCGGACCAAACAAAAAGAGGAUGAGUCUUUCGAAGAUUAUAGACACAGAUUGGAAAAAGUGUUCAAAGCCAAUAGUGGCUUGGAACCUGGAACUGAGGUUUACAACCAACAACUCAAAAAUGCCUUACAUGCAAAUUCACGACCAGCAAUCCAAAACUGGGUUACGAAACACAUGAUCACUUUCCCUACUUCCACACUGCCACAAUUUAUUGAUCAUGCCAUGCAUGCUGAGAAAAUUGUUAAUUUAAAAAAGGGAAAAGAAAAAGGGAAAGUGGCUACCAUCUUUUUUGCAAAUAACAACUCACAUGAUGCAUUUUAUCAAAACAAAACCUUUGAACCUUACCAGAAGAAGCAUGGUCGUGGAAACUUCCGCGGUAAGGGCAGAGGAGGCUAUCGGCAUGGUGCUCUCGGUUAUGGCCCGACAGGCCUGCCCGGCCUUGGUCAACCGAAACAACCUAGCACUCAGCCUCCUGUCUGCUGGGCGUGUGGCAAAGAGGGCCACAUAGCAAAAUAUUGCCCGGACCCUCAUAAGGGCCAGGCUGACCCUCCCUUAUGACUAACCGACAGUCGGCAAGAAACUGAAGGAGCUGUUUUGACAACAGCUCCCCCUAUUGAUGCAGAUUUGAACAUUCAGGACUUGUUGAUGAACAAUGUAGAGAAACCUGUGAUAACUUUGUUUGUGAAUGGUACUCCCAUAACCUUUUUGUGUGAUUCAGGAGCGUGCAUCACUACUUGUCGCGACAUUCCUGCGGAUGUGCGAGAAGGCGGGAGGUCCUUUUGGGUGAGAGCAGCAAAUGGAAUGACAACUCCAGUUCCUCAGUCUCAUCCAGUCUGGAUACGGGACCCUGAAGGAGGAAGUUGUUGCAUUCCUGUCUUGCUGAUGCCAAAUUGCCCUGUUAACUUGCUUGGAAGAGAUGCUCUCACUGCUCUUGGUCUUUCUCUAGUAUCUCUUGAUGACAAAAUCGUUGUCAAAAGGCGUCAUCAAUUACAAAUAUUUGGUCAAUUUCAUUGUUACUAUUUUUAUUCAUUGGAUUUAGUUGACGCUGAGGUGAGGCAAUUUGGAUCCUCUCUCUUGACGCAGGCUGAAGGCUUUUUGCGAUGCCCUGAGCAGGCGAUGGAACUGACCGACCUGCACGUGACCUUGUGGCAUAAGGACACGCCCGGUCCUGACCACAACUACGAAACCAUGCUUAGGGCUGUUACACCUAUCACCUUGAGGUCAGCUUUCCUCCUGCAUGAUGGUGAAAGCCGCGCUUGUGUAGUCAUGCGGCCGGCUCCCUCUGAGGUCGAAGACUUACACAAGACAACCACCCCGCUCCAUGUUUCCUUGUUUCGACCUUUUUCUUCCACUUGGCAAAGCCUGGGAUUCAUGGCCAAGGACGCAUUGGCUGCCUUUGACUGGACUAGCGAUGGUCCUGAUUCUUUUUACAGUCCUUCUACCAAGCUUUUCAAAUGCAACAUGAACAUGAUCCUCUCUUUAACUUGUGGUGUGCACGCUAGAUCUUGUUCUGGGAAAGCACCCUCGGCUUGACAUUUUGUGUUGUCAUCAGAUGAUGAACGGGUCCUCGCUGAGGUCCCAAAUGAACUUUGGUCAACAGGGCCCUCUGACGUUGGGUUAGUGAAAGGUGCACUUCCUGUUGUCAUUAGGCCUAAGACUGAGUACUGCCCUUGUGUGCGACAGUAUCCAUUGAAACCCGAUGCCCUGCAAGGCAUCGCACCUGUUAUUUCGGAUUUACUAAAAGCUGGAGUCAUUAUUCUCUGUCCUGAUUCUCCUUGCAAUACUCCGAUUUUUCCUGUAAAGAAAGCGCCUCCUUCUGUCGGGUGGAGAAUGGUGCAAGAUUUGCAAGCAGUGAACAGUGCCGUCAUUCAGAGGGCACCUUGUGUCCCUGACCCACACACCUUGUUGAAUUCAUUAACGCCUGAUGCAAAAAUGUUCUCGGUAAUUGAUAUUAGCAACGCUUUCUUCUCUGUUCCUGUUGCUGAAGAAAGCCAGUUUUGGUUUGCAUUUACUUAUGCUGGCUCGAGGUACACCUUUACCAGACUGCCCCAAGGGUACUGCGAAAGCCCAACUAUCUAUUCGCAGGUGAUGGCGGCCAGCAUGGCAAAAUUUGUCCCACCAAAGGGAAGUCAGAUUUUGCUCUAUGUUGAUGACAUUUUGAUUGCUUCUCCUGAUUUUGAUUCUUGUCAGACGGACACACUUGCAGUGUUACAUCACCUGGCGAAGGAAGGCCACAAGGUCAGCAAAAACAAGCUCCAACUGUGGUCCGAGGAAAUUAAAUAUUUAGGACACAAUCUUAGUUCCCAAGGUCGAACUAUAAUUGAGAGCAGGAAAGUUUCCAUUUUGCAGGCCCCUAAACCACUCACUAAAAAACAAAUGAUGUCUUUUCUGGGUCUUGCUGGUUAUUGCAGGAGCUGGGUGCCUGAUUAUGCCCAAAUUGUCGCUCCUCUGUCCAAAUUAAUGUAUGUUGAGGACAUCUCGAUGUCCACUCCACUGAAAUGGACUCCUGAGGCGGAGGAUGCAUUUGUGUUGAUCAAGCAGGCAUUAGUCUCUAGCUCAGGGGUGGGCAAACUUUUUGACUCGCGGGCCGAACUGGGUUCUAAAUUUGGACCGGAGGGCCGGACCAGGAGCAGAUGGACGUAGGCGUUGUGUGAAGUCAUAUAAGCGACCUGUAAAGGUCAUUGCAUAAAAGAUCUUGGCCUUUAGUAGGUAGUAAAGCAUGGAUAUUCCAAACAAUUUUUUUGAAAACAAAUGCAUUUAUUAACAGCAUUAAAAAAAUAAUAAUUCACUAAAAAACUGCUAUCAGUGAUUCUCAUAAAAUACGACACUGUUAUUAUGAAUAACAAUCUCCAUCACUUCAGUGCCUGCAGGUCAGAUUAAUGAAAGAUGUUUAUCUUAUGAGAUCACAUCAAACGGCAAACAUUCUGACCAAAUAUAUCAUCUUGAAGAAUCGGUGAAAGCAUACAUCCAAAUAAAGUCAUCAAAACAGCAACACGGUGAGGGGUAUCUGAAAAUCAGAGCAGAGUUUUAACUCGCAAACACCUGGUAACAGAGGUGAGGAAACGGGAAACACUUCCUUAAAGUAAGCCUUAAGAACUUUACAGGUUAAGAUUAGUCGCAAAUAGGUGGUGCAUCAAUGUCUUUGAGCAUCCUGCAUUGUUUGAAAAUGAGAAUGGUCGCUAGUUUCAAUCCCUGCUAUGUGUACAAAUCAUAUUCAAAAUGCAUUUUUUUACAAUAAACUUGAGAGCCUCCCGUUCAUUUUCAGUGGGAACAGUGUUGUUGGUGUCCCUUUUUUGCUAGUGCGUCAUAGUCUGGAGUAAAAUUUGUUGUGGCAAUUCUUAGGCGAGAUCCGAGGUGUUGGUCCGUUUACCUUGAUCUGUGACGGGUUGAUGUUGACGUUCAUGUGGCUGAACGUCACGUCGCGUACGUCGAGCCAAAUUGGCCACUCUUUUUUAACAUUCGGCACUCACUUCUUUUUUUCGGGCCUCUCAUUUUAAUGGAAGGAUUCCAGGGGAAGGUUUGUGGGUGGCUUUAGCGCAAAACUGCAUCUGAAAGCUCAGCGCGCGAAUUAUAAGAACGCUGUCGUCAAAGCCCACGCUCUAAAUUCGGGACUGAUACGAAUAGAGCGAGAGUGCGCCAAGUCCGUACUACUGAGUACGUACACGCACUUGUGAGUGUGCACCGAGCUUUCUGACACGGCUUCCGGUAGUAAAUGCGCAGGCGAGCGCUUCGCCAUCUACUGGGAAAACGCAGUCCUUGCAGGCAAAAUGACCACAAAAAAAAAGUUUAAUAAUACAAUUUGUUCAGGGUUGGCGGGCCGGAUUAAACGGUCCCGUGGGCCGGAUGUGGCCCGCGGGCCGUAGUUUGCCCACCCCUGCUCUAGCUCCACUCUAGCUUUGCCCAAUUAUGACAAACCGUUUGUCCAAACUGUUGAUUGCAAAGGUCAUUAUAUGACCUCUGUUUUGAUGCAAUCGCAUGGCUUGAAACUUCGCCCUAUUGCCUUUUAUUCUUCUAAAUUGGAUAGUGUUGCUUGCGCUCUCCCACCAUGCGUGAGGGCCGUGGUGGCGGCCUCCAUGGCUGUGGAAAGCAGCGCCAGCGUUGUGUUGUUUCAUCCUUUGACGCUGAAAGUUCCACAUGCAGUGUCAGCUCUUUUGCUACAAACGAACAUGACCUUUUUGUCGCCUGCACGUCACCUGUCGUGCAUGGCUACUUUGCUUUCCCAACCGCACCUGACUGUUGAAAGGUGCACGACACUCAAUCCUGCUACUCUCAUUCCUCUUCCGGAUGACGGUGAAUUCCAUGAUUGUGUCGAGGCGGCUCAACAAGUGGCCAAGGCUCGACCCGAUCUAGAGGACACACCCUUGUCUGAUGGUCACGUGGUUUUUGUUGAUGGAUCUUCAAAGAAAAAUGAUCUUGGCGUGACCCUCUCUGGUUACGCUGUCGUUACAGCUGACGAGGUUUUGAAAGCUGUGAAACUUCCUUCCCAUAUGUCGGCGCAGGCCGCUGAACUCAUUGCUCUCACCGAGGCUUGCAUUCUUUUCGCGAACAAACCUGUCACCAUUUGGACUGACAGUCAGUAUGCCUUUGCCACAGUGCACGUUUUUGCUCAACAAUGGAGCAACCGUGGCAUGGUAACAUCUACGGGCAAGCCCGUCACCCAUUCGACAUUGCUUCCCCAACUUUUGGACGCUGUCCAACUGCCCUCCAGGGUGGCGGUCUGCAAAUGUGCUGCUCAUACUACUAGGACUGAUCCUGUUUCUUUGGGUAACGCCUUCGCUGACAGGUCUGCCAAGGCUGCCGCUGAAGGCGUGCUCCAUGUCCUCUCUUCUUGUACUGAUAACGAUUCCAUGUCACACGUUUCUCCUGACGUGCUGCUUGACAUGCAAUCUCAAAGCCCCUCCCAGGAGCGCCUUUCUUGGGAGAAACGGGGCGCCAUUAAAAAUGGCGAUGGCCUUUUUGUGUGACCUCUGGGCAAGCCUGUCUUGCCUCGGAACUUGUAUAAGUGGGCUGCUAUUUCGAGUCAUGGGGUCACCCAUGUCUCGACAGGGGGUAUGGUGAAACAGAUUGAGUCCAUUUACACAGCAUACGGGUUUGCUGGUUUUUCGCAACAAUUUUGCAGAGCAUGUUUGAUUUGUGCUAAACACAAUCCACAAGGUAACUUGCGACCUCGGAGGGGAAAAUUUCCGACUCCAUUGUAUCCAUUUCACACAAUACAUAUGGAUUACAUCCAAUUAAACAAGAGUGAAGGAAAAGAAUAUUGUUUGGUCAUCAUCGAUGCGUUUUCUAAAUGGAUAGAAGUCUUUCCCACCAGACAUGCGGACGCACUAACAGUAGCAAAAGCAUUGUGCAAAGACAUUAUUCCAAGAUAUGGCAUUCCAGAAAAAAUUUAUAGUGACAAUGGUCAACAUUUUGUUAAUCAAGUGGUGCAAAACAUUGGGAGAUUGUUCCACAUAAAUAUAAAGAACCAUUGUUCCUACCAUCCAGAGUCAGCUGGCUUGGUUGAGCGUUUUAAUGGUACUAUAAAAAAUAGACUAAAAAAAUGCAUGGAGGAAACUAAACGACCAUGGACUCAGUGUCUAGAUUUAGUAAAAAUGUACAUAAAUGUUACAAGUACGACUGGGUUGACUCCCUAUGAAACCAUCUUUGGAAGACCGUACAGGCUUCCUCAGUUUAAAAAUGUUUGGGACGUACCGGAGGAGGCCACUUUGGCCGACUACAUGAGAAAAAUGUUGGAACAUGUUAAAAAUCAGGCCAGUAACAUUGUUGAUCAACCCAUCUCUCCGCAGGAAGACCCCAAAGUGGUUCCGGGAGACUGGGUCUUGAUCAGGAGCAUCAAGAAGAAGAAUUGGCACUCGCCCAAGUGGGAAGGUCCCUUUUUAGUCCUUCUCACGACACCUAACGCUUUAAAAAUAGCCGAACGCAACACGUGGAUUCAUUUGUCUCACUGUAAAAAGGUGAUCUCCGCAGACCCAACCUAAGUACGGAAGGUGAGCAAAGUCUGGUAAUAGUGCCUGAUUCUGGUGUCAAGAUCCAGGGUUGACACGAAAGCCAGCGGAAGAAUUCCAAGACACCAACCCGAAGCUCAGGGUGUUGACUCUGAGGAGAUUUGAAACUAGGUGUUAAAAUGCCGUUGGGACAAUGUCUUGCGAAGGUGCGGGAUGGUUGCAAAUCUUGGGGUGCAUUCAUUUGGAUUUUUGUCAUUUUAGGUUUCGCUAUAGUUUGGGCAACGUACUAUAUGCGCUUCGGCCCUGGUUAUGUAAAACACGCGUCUCCAGAUAGUCCACCUGAAGUUUCCACUGUUACUGAUGUACCUGAUGUUUUUUCUCUUGAAAAGUAUUACAAACAUUGUUUGGCGGAUGACGGUUCUGGGCACAGUCGCAAUGGUUCCUUUGGUUACCGAUAUUGUCCAUGGAACAACGUUGCCUCGCGUAGACAUAGGCGUGAGGUCUCGUCCAUUAGGCGUAAGAUCUCGUCCAUUUCUAAUUACUGCACGCCUGCUCUCGUUCAUGACGGUAUUCCCUGCGUACCAUGGCGCAUAGCCAACGCAUACCUAAAUUCAUUGGCGUUCACCGUGGCCCCAAACACGACUUCCACUAUCACCGUGCCCUUGAAGAGUUUGCGAGGUACCCGACAAGGCCAGCCCACUACGGGUGACAAAUGGCCUGGGCAUUGGUGGUAUUUGACUGGCAAUCCGGAUAUCUCUGAUUGGAGCGCCCUUAUCACCUCGCAGGUACCAGGUUUUUGGCCUCCUGGCUCCAGUGAAGAGGCUCAAUUCUUUGCUAAACGUAUGACUUUGAAAAACCAGGGCUCUAGCCUUCUUUUGACCGUUACACUCCCUGAUGACACGGUUCGGCCCCCUCACGCUACCCUGUUCAAUACUUCCUGUUGGGGUUUUCAGUUGUGGGCUUGGUCCUCUGGGAAGGAUCCCCAGUUUCCUAUUGUAAUUUGUGUUGACAAAACAAUGCGGGGCGCCGACAGUCCCGUGUUGAGUGACUUUUCCAAGGCAUCUGGAGUGGUGGUUACGAGCGUGGCCCUCACCGAUGCAGACAGUCACUUUGUGGCCUCCACAGGUAUGAGUGGUCAGACUAACAAUUGGCUCCUCAUGGCCGAGCAAGCUGCUAAUGUGACUAACACCAGUUGCUUUGUAUGUAUGGGCCCAAGGCCCCUCUUGAAGAUCAUUCCCGCUAGUGUGGCUCCUGAGUGUGCGAUUUUUGUGAUGUUGACCCUUUCCAUUCCAUCUACUCAUCCUUGCUCCAGUUGGGACAAGGUCUAUCCUGUUUCCUCCUUGACAAAGUCCAAACCCCUUUUUUCUACUGAUGUUGCUGGAGGUAAUUUCACGUGCAUCAAGUUGCCCGGUACUGGCGCAAGCCUAGGCAUUUUGUCUGCUCCUAUGUGCACUUCCCUGUUCAAUGUCGCUACCCUUUUUUCGCCAAUCGCUCGUAGUGAUAUUUGGUUUUGGUGCAACACAGACAAACUUUAUGAUAGUCUCCCUUUUAAUAGCUCUGGAACUUUUGCUUCCCGUUUUGUUAAUGCCCGCGGCUCCUCAUGAGCUAGAAAUUUUUGUUGAUUCUUUUGUGCCCCAAUCUUGGUCGAGGGCUAAGCGGAGUGCCGAGUGGCAAGGCGUGGCGGAUCCGACCUAUAUAGAUGCCAUUGGAGUUCCCAGAGGAGUGCCGGAUGAGUAUAAGCUGGUGAACCAGAUAGCAGCUGGUUUUGAAUCCUCCAUUUGUUGGUGGUGCACCCUUAACAAAAAUGUUGACAGGAUCAAUUACAUCCACUACAACGUGCAGAGGCUUGGAAAUUGGACCGAGGCAGGCUUCAGAGCGGUCCACUCCCAGCUGGCCGCGACUUCCCUCAUGGCUUUCCAGAACCGGAUGGCCCUUGACAUGCUACUCGCAAAGGAGGGCGGUGUCUGCGCCAUGUUCGGUGAGCAAUGCUGCACUUUUAUCCCAAAUAACACUGCAGCCGGCGGAAGCCUGUCCCUGGCCCUUGAGGGCUUGAGGGCCUUGAAUGGGAAGAUGAAGGACCACAGUGGUGUGAACACGGAGGCUUGGAACAGCUGGCUGAAUGUGUUCGGCAAGUACCGCACCCUGGUUUCCUCGGUCCUUGUCUCCCUCGCCGUUUUUUCUGCUGUUUUGGCCUUGUGUGGAUGUUGUUGCAUUCCGUGUCUCCGGUCCCUAAUUAAUAAAUUGAUUGCAGCUGCUAUCUCUCCGGCGGCUGAGACUUUUCCGUUGCUCCCUGGGGACGACUUUGAGCUCCCUGAAUCCUUGGAGUGUCACUCCAGCGAUGACUCCAUUUAUGAGGCCCUCGCUGUGGACCUAUCCGAAUUUUUUCCUGAGUCCGACGUUGUCUGAUUGGCUUCAAUCGCCUCCCGAGUGUAAAUUUGUUCUUAUGACGUAUGAUCCUGCGGCUGAAAAUCUUUUGAAGUAGCCUUUGGGUGAUUUGAGGGUCUCUGAGAACUUAUGAUAAACAGGGGGGAAUUGUUGGAAAAUUGUAUAUAUAUGUUAUCAUGCGUUCUCUUUUUGUUUACGUUAUCACGCGUUCUCUUUUUAUUUCUAUAUUAUCAUAUUACAGUAAAUGAUCGACCGUUAGAUUAGUGCGUACGUGCGUUCGUUGUUCUGCUUUGCUGUUCUUAUGUUCACCACAGAAAGCCACAUAAGCAGAAGUGUGAGGUCCUGUCCUGGUCAGCGAGACGCAGCUGCAGAGAAAACAACGCCCUGCAACGGCAAUGUGUCAGCGACGCGAUGUGUCACUCUUCGUCAAGUAGCUGACUCCACACUUCACGCCCUCAAGAUCUUGCGCUAAGCGCGCCCCUGGUUCCUGCUCUGAUGGUCGCUUGAACACAUUGAACUUGCUGAACUCUGUUUGCUCCUUUCUAUUUCGCCAUAUCACAAGUGCAUCAUCUGCCGUUUUUGUUUCUUACCUAAGCAGAAACCCUUGCGCUUCCCCUUUCCCUAACGGUUUCUGCUAUGCUUGUAGGCAGGGUCAUCCCCAAAUAAAAAGAGCAAGAGUGCGGACAGACUUGAGUGUAGCUGGGCAUUGUAAGCUGUCUGUACUGCACUCCUUGCGCAAGUUACGACUCAA
Syngnathus typhle (broad-nosed pipefish) is the source of this 11595-nucleotide messenger RNA. RefSeq lists its product as uncharacterized. The transcript is spliced from 3 exons. NCBI's taxonomy places the organism in Eukaryota, Metazoa, Chordata, Actinopteri, Syngnathiformes, Syngnathidae. The coding region runs from base 1528 to 3072 and encodes 514 amino acids. Gene Ontology annotation, molecular function: nucleic acid binding; zinc ion binding. The record is from RefSeq and is a predicted model, not a curated record.